Prunus mume (Japanese apricot) is the source of this 792-nucleotide messenger RNA. Lineage: Eukaryota; Viridiplantae; Streptophyta; Magnoliopsida; Rosales; Rosaceae. The record is from RefSeq and is a predicted model, not a curated record.
AUGCUCGCAUGGGGAUGCUCAGCUGAUGCGACUGACGAGUACUGUAGAUUGGGUGAAAGCACAACUCUUGAGUCACUCUGUAAGUUUUGUUGCACUGUUGAAGCCGUGUAUGGCCAAUGGUACCUCAAGUCUCCAAAUCCAGCUGACCUUUACAAGCUAUUGCACAAGGCAAGCAGUCAAGGCUUCCUAGGCAUAUUAGGAAGUCUUGACUGCAUGCACUGGGAAUGGAAGAAUUGCCCAUCUUCUUGGGGAGUGGCUCCUUAUGUUGAAUAUAUUGUCAAUGAAAAUCAAUACCAUUUGGGCUACUAUUUAGCAGAUGGGAUCUACCCCCGUUGGGCUACUUUGGUGAAGACCAUCUCUUCUCCUGAUAACCCAAAGAAGAGGCUUUUUGCACAAAUGCAAGAAGCGUACAUGAAGGAAGUUGAAAGAGCAUUUGGAAUACUACAGGCUCGAUGGGUUAUUGUUCGGGGCCCUGCACGUAUGUGGUGCAAGGAUAACCUCCACUCAAUCAUGAUGACAUGUAUAAUUUUGCACAACAUAAUUGUGGAGGAUGAGUACGAAUAUGUUGAAGAGGAAUUUGAUGAUGAGAAUAUGUGUCCACAACAAUCCAGGAGGGCCAGAGCAACACAAUAUGAGCUGGAGCCAAGCAUUACAUAUGAGUACCACCAAGAUAGGCAAACUCUCUUUGAUUACAUGAUUCGUCAUAAUAGAGUUCGAUCUCCACAUGUGCAUCAGAGUCUUCGACAUGAUUUGCUCAAUCACCUUUGGAGGAGCUUUGGAGAUGGUGAAUGA